CGCAACACCGGAAGAAAAGCACAAGGAGUUCCUCUCCAAACUCGUGACGCGGUUGUUGUAUGCUUGCAACUACCAAAGGUCAGAGGUGGAGAGACAGCAUCAGGAAUUGGCGACGCUCCGAUGCAACUCGGGCACUCAAUGCCCGAUUGUUGGACCUGGAACAGGCUGUACCUCGACCAGCUGCUGGAGCUUCCAACAGUGCACCCUCAAGCCGCCAACUGGAGGACCGCGUUGACCACGUAGUGGCAAUGCUCGGCGACAUCAGCACCUUCGCUGCGCCGACCACCACCAUCAGCAGUCAGCUGCAUACAUUGAAGACCGAGGUCCAGAAGCUGCAGUCGACGAACGCGGACGGCAAUCCGAAGAUGUACAACAUGCCAACUUUCAACCUGGAGUGGUUCGACGACUACACGCAGCAGGAUCCCGUCCUCYGGUGGGAAGCUUUCACAACGCAACUCAGGAUUCUGCCAGUAGCCAAGCAUGCGUACAUCGGCGCCCUGUUCCUGAACUCAAAGGGCGGAUGCCAGACCUGGUUGAGCCACCUGGCAACCUCCCACGGCGUCGACGUACCAGACUUGAAGGACGUAAUCACAUGGGARGAACUAACACGGCUGUGGAAAAAGCGGUUCAUCGUCGACGACGCGCCGGCACUCGCCAUCAACCGUUUGUUCACCAUGUCACAGGGCAACACAGCAACACGGGACUGGCUCACGAGUGGCAGAAGAUUGCGGCUGACAAUUUCCAUGGGUCAAGUUUGGCUUGACCGAGGCGGAGUACAAAGUCCGCGGCCGCUACGGCAGCUGCUAUUGGUGCAACAAGACCAAGCACAAGACCUCCCUGUGCCAAGAUCAGGGCAAGGAGGAUGUGCGACCCCGCCUCAGCCUGGGAAACUGAGCUCCGCGGAAGGUGAGGCGACUCCACCUUCUACUCCGCCAGAUUCGGUCGCCUUGCUAGCGGCCUCCUGCACAUCUGGGGAGGAUGCGAAUGUCGCAAGUCCUCGGUAUACUUACGAGGAUUAUGCUGUCCACUUGGUUCCACGACUGGACCAACCGCUCCACGUGCAACAGUCCACCGCAUGCACGGUUUCAUCACCAUCGSCAACCGAUUCGGCAGCUUCGCCGCAACCUAUCGCCGGGGAUUCGACGUCAUGGUCAAGACUUGAUGAGCUCGAUCCGUUGACGUUCACRGACUUCCAGUGGAUGCCCGUUCCCUCGACCGGACGAUUGCCGAAACCGCAUUGCAACGUGCUUAUGGCACAAUUGCGCGACUACUUGCACACUGCAGUACCAGCUUCGUUGAUGGACGCCGGAGCAGAGGUUGUCGACCUUCACGCUUUCAUCGCGAAGAUCGACCGCGAGUUCAAGACGCAGACCUUCACGCUUUCAUCGCGAAGAUCGACCGCGAGUUCAAGACGCAACGGUACGACGACAUCGACGCACCAUUGCUAUACAUACGCAUUCAGAUCGGAGAGGCGACCUGCAGUGCCUUGAUCCAUUGCGGAACAUCUCGCAACU
Messenger RNA from Chara braunii, 1514 nucleotides. The record is from the annotation of a GenBank genome assembly. Lineage: Eukaryota; Viridiplantae; Streptophyta; Charophyceae; Charales; Characeae.